Molecule: messenger RNA, 1500 nt
Organism: Aspergillus campestris IBT 28561
Lineage: Eukaryota; Fungi; Ascomycota; Eurotiomycetes; Eurotiales; Aspergillaceae
Exons: 1
Coding region: 1-1500 (499 amino acids)
Source: RefSeq, a predicted model, not a curated record
AUGCAACCACGCCUGCGCUAUGACGACGUCGCUUGGGAGAAAAGCGAAGCCGUCGCCGAUGGGUGGGUUCUCCAGUUUCUUGAACCCGAGGUCCUACAACCGGUUGGCAGAUUCUUGGUCAGACAACAUUGUCCUGGCGAUGCUGUUGAAUUCAGACUUCUCGAGAAAGGCGCAUACAACAUCUCUUUACAGAUGAAGUACAAGAAUGCAACCACUGCCGUAAUCCGUUUUUCACAGCCAGGUGCCACCAUGUUUCCUGAAGAGAAGGCUCGCAAUGAAGUCGCUAUCAUGCGAUAUAUCCAUGGUCAAACUUCAAUUCCUGUUCCUUUUGUCCAUUACUGGGGGACAAAGAAGGAGAGCCCUCUGGAGUUAAGCCCUUGUAUUAUUAUGGACUACAUUGACCAUGAUACAAACAUGUAUGAUGCUCUUAACACCCCUGGGUGCCCAAAGGAUGUUCGUGGAACUCUUGACCCGGACAUCAAUGAGGCAAAAUUAGGGACUGUGUACAGAGAGGUUGCAAGUAUCUUACUUCAGCUUUCUCAACCCUGUCUACCCCGGAUAGGGUCACUAGAUCAGGUUGAUGAUUUCACCUGGAAAGUGACACAUCGACCUUUAUCAAUGCCUAUGAAUACCCUGAUUCAGCUGGGAUCCUUACCCCAAUCAAAACUACCAACUACGACAUUUGACACCACGUCCUCAUACUUCGAAGCCCUAGCAGAGCUACAUAUCGCCCACCUCAUCAACCAGCGUAAUGAUGCAAUUGACUCAGCCGAAGACUGUCGACGCAAGCUGGUUGCUCGAUAUCUGUUCCACAAGCUCGCCAGACAACAUCGUUUAACAAAUCAGUUAGCGUCCUUUGAUAAAGGCCCGUUCAAACUUUGGUGCGAUGACUUCCGCCCAGCUAAUAUCCUUAUGAGCGAGCUGAAAAUCGUCGGAGUUGUAGAUUGGGAAUUCACAUAUGCUGCCCCAGCCGAAUUCACCUUUGCACCACCUUGGUGGCUGUUGAUUGAAAGGCCUGAAUACUGGCCUCGGGGCCUUGACAACUGGUGUAGCGAGUAUGAACGACGUCUUCAAACCUUUCUCAGCGCGAUGAGAUAUCAAGAGGACAGGGCAAUCGAACAGGGCAGGCUCAAGAGUACGCAGCGGCUCUCUGGCCCCAUGCAAGACAGCUGGGAGAGUGGAGACUUCUGGAUUGCGUACGCGGCGAGGAAUAACUUUGCCUUUGACUUGAUAUACUGGUACAAGAUUGAUCCGCGAUUUUUUGGGCCGACUUCUUCUCCCAUCGACGAUGUUUGGAAGCACAGGCUUGAUAUAUUAGAGCCUGAAGAGAGAGCUGAUAUCGAAAGAUUUGUGGCGAUGAAGCUCGAGCAAAUGAAGACCCGGAAAUUGGCUUGGGACCCGGACGAUUACACCAAGGAGGUCGCAGGCAAAGGCUCUGAGGAUAACGCAGCGGACGGAGAUGAGAUCGGAGGAGCCGAAGCUGGAGCGGACGACAGGUGA